AUGUGGUUUCAGGUAUUGGACGAUGUUAAUGAUAACAAAGAAAUCCCAGAAGGUCAUCGUCAUUACUUUGCUAUUUACCACGUCAAAUGUGCUGAGGGAAAAACAGUGAAGGAGAUUUGGACAAAAAACGUUAAGCCAGAUGGAGUAAAGCGAAUUGCUGCAGUAUUUGAAAAGAUCACCGACAAGAAGUAA
Molecule: messenger RNA, 192 nt
Organism: Cooperia oncophora
Lineage: Eukaryota; Metazoa; Nematoda; Chromadorea; Rhabditida; Trichostrongylidae
Source: the annotation of a GenBank genome assembly